Messenger RNA from Priapulus caudatus, 703 nucleotides. RefSeq names its product protein rolling stone-like. NCBI's taxonomy places the organism in Eukaryota, Metazoa, Priapulida, Priapulimorpha, Priapulimorphida, Priapulidae. Gene Ontology annotation, cellular component: membrane. The transcript has 2 exons. The record is from RefSeq and is a predicted model, not a curated record. The coding region runs from base 47 to 589 and encodes 180 amino acids.
GCUCUGCUCGUCUCUGUGUGUCCAUUGCAAGCAAGACAAGGAGGAGAUGCCGGCUGACGUCAUCGAGGCGCAUGCGCACUGCUCGCAGGCGCCCUACCGCUGGUACCACACCGUCACGUGGCUGCUCUACAGCGCCUCCUAUCCCGCAGCUCUCGUCAUCAGUGGAGGAUUCUGGGUACUCAUCCACCGACGAGGCGACCCCAUCGGUCUGUCGGCAGCCGUCACUCACGCGUCAAACUCCAUCUACGUCUUGCUGGACAUGUGCGUGAGUGCGGUGCCGGUGCGCGUGCUGCACGUGUGGGUGCCGCAGUGCUGGUGUCUAUGUUACGCGGUGUUCUCGUUUUUGUACUACCUGUACGGCGGCACGGGACUCUACGAGUUGCCGUUCAUCUAUCCGUUUAUCGACUACGGAGAGACGCCGGGCGUUGCCAUCGGGUUUCUGGCGGUGGCGCUGCUGCUGCUGCUGCCGCUGGCGCAGGUGGCGCUGUAUGUGAUGUACAUGGUGCGGCGGUUCGUGUACGCACGCGCGUGCGGGAUGGCGGAGGAAGAGGAUGAGGAUGAGAGGCAGAGAACGAGCGUACCCGUUUGAUUCGUGCUGAGAUUAGCAAACGUGAAAGCCGACGUCGGACUUUGCAGGCGCGCGCGGACUUUUGUACGACGUACGUGCGCGCACACACGCACGCAUUCUCGCAAGUGCACAGAU